GAAGAUCUUCAGUCAAACAGCUGUCUUCUGCAACACUCCAGAAGAUUCUGCAUUUACUGAAUUUUACAGUUCCUCUGUGCAAAGUAAAUAAAUAAGUAAAGGAAAUGUCAACCGGACAGAAAAUAACUAACCUUGAAGUCUCCACCACUCCAUUACAAGAAGAGCAAUUCAGAAAACAACUCUAUCAGAAGAUUGAGGUUAACCUCAAUGAAGGCAUCAAAGAACCUAAACCCCAGGUCUUUCUUUGGUACAAGAAAGAUCCUCAAAUCCAACCAAUAACCAGAAUCGAGUUUUCAUUCAACAAUGACAUGAAAACUGGUCUGGUUGAUGCAGAGUAUACACAGAUCGACAAGGAUCUGAAUGCAGGAGUUAGUGGAGAUCACAUCUUUCUGUGGUACUUCCGUGGCAGCACUCCAAAUGAUAAUCCGAUUAUAAGCCUGAAAGUAACCAAAGACGCCAAAGAAGAACCUGCUCUUCUGCUAGAAGGCUGGGAGAGACUGGGCUGUGAUCUGAACCGUAAUGCAGGUGGAAACGUCAUCUAUCUCUGGGUGAAGAGAGAGAGGCUGAACUACAUCUCUGAGGUCACAGCAUCUGUUGACUUCUAUGCUGACAAGCACCUGUUUGAGCUGGGCUUCACUCGUGUGGAUGAAGACACCAAUCGCGAUGCCCGUGGAUACCAAAUUUUCAUUUGGUAUCGGCGCACAACUGAUAUAAGCAAAGCCCUCACUGCUCUUGAUGUUUCCACAAGUCCUCGAGAAGAGUCUAGCCUUAAGGCUAAGGGUUUCAGAAAAGUUAAUGCCGACCUUAAUAAAGGAACAAGUGGAGACAGUGUCUACCUGUGGUACAAAGGAAAAUGUGAUGCACAGAUAAAAACCAUGGUUCUACUGGUCAAUCCUCAGGCUUGGGAUGAGUAUGCAAAGGCCGGUAUUGUUGUUAUUAACAAAAACCUGAAUAGUGGCAACAAAGGCAGGGAAAUGUACCUGGCAUAUAAGUAAAAGAACAAAAUUGGCCUCAUGGUUUGAAAACACCCUAUUAAAGAAUCAAAUCAUUACCACUGUAUGGCAACUAUGUCACGUAAAUGAUUAAAACAUAACAAUUUUUCACACAAUCAACCAAUUAGUAAUACAAGCACGUCUUGACACUAAUCUAGUUUUAGAGCAAUCUGUGAUUUUAAAUGUACUGUUUUUUUAACCAUGUUAUGAUUAUUUUAAAAAAGCAU
Sinocyclocheilus grahami is the source of this 1219-nucleotide messenger RNA. RefSeq lists its product as uncharacterized. The transcript has 2 exons. The coding region runs from base 105 to 995 and encodes 296 amino acids. The record is from RefSeq and is a predicted model, not a curated record. NCBI's taxonomy places the organism in Eukaryota, Metazoa, Chordata, Actinopteri, Cypriniformes, Cyprinidae.